Molecule: messenger RNA, 849 nt
Organism: Closterium sp. NIES-67
Lineage: Eukaryota; Viridiplantae; Streptophyta; Zygnematophyceae; Desmidiales; Closteriaceae
Source: the annotation of a GenBank genome assembly
GCGGAAGGAGGUGAAGCUUGGGACACUGGAUCCGAUCUACGUGAAAACUCAGCAACAGCCAGCCGACUUCCUUACCAAGCGGCUAGCUGAAGAGCCACACUGGCGAUGUGCGAGGAUGGCGGGAAUGUCCUUGAACUAGAGACGGCGAAACAAGCCGACAGUCUGAGGGGGAGUGUGUUGGUGCAUAUUCGUUUGCACGUCAUCUGUCGUCUGUUCGCAUCAUUCCGUUGCAUGUGUUUUGUGUGCUACAUUGUUUGUGUGGUUUGUUGGGUUUGCAUGUCUUUGCAUGUUUAUCUUGUGUUUGUGCAGAUGUGCUUGGAUUGUGCAUGGCAUCGAGCACAUUCCAACGAGCCAAGAAUUGUUGGAAUCGGAGCACAUAUGAAGAAGUUACGAAGAGGUGUUUGAUGGAUUUGUUACAACUCAUUGGAAGUCCUUGGCAGCUGCUACACCAAAGUUGGAGAGCCCUAUAACGAGGAGGGACCAGCAUGUGUGGGGCUUUUGUCCUCACCUUGCAGCUGCAGCAUUUGGGGUUUGGAGGCCAACCUGGCACAGUGUGAAUUUUGUCUUGCCAGGCUGGCUGAACCUGAGGAUGGGGAGUCAAGAUUUUGACUCUUGUCAUGUUCUUGACCAAGGGCCUCCAGGGUCCUUCCCUUUCAUCCUUCCCUUCCAUCCCCACCUUCCAACUGUGCUUCAAUGCCUUUCCUAUCAUGCCUCUGAACUUGUAAGCUUCAAUCAUAGUGAUUCUGAGGACUGUCAAUUUCUCCUAGGGCAGAUUACCCCCAGUGCGCCAAUCGCCAUAGCUCACUCGAAAAGCUACGGAAUUGAGUGAUUCAACUUUCAGUGGAAAGC